Siniperca chuatsi (mandarin fish) is the source of this 1938-nucleotide messenger RNA. It is a transcript of the gene pym1, whose product is annotated as PYM homolog 1, exon junction complex associated factor. The coding region runs from base 404 to 1030 and encodes 208 amino acids. Gene Ontology annotation, biological process: exon-exon junction complex disassembly. The transcript has 4 exons. Gene Ontology annotation, molecular function: RNA binding. The record is from RefSeq and is a predicted model, not a curated record. Gene Ontology annotation, cellular component: exon-exon junction complex; cytoplasm. NCBI's taxonomy places the organism in Eukaryota, Metazoa, Chordata, Actinopteri, Centrarchiformes, Sinipercidae.
CACGUCGUCAUUUCCGAAGUCGAAGAACAGGGUUCGCACGGUUUGCUGCCUUGAGCCGCCCGAUUACACACACAGUUCGGCGGUCGGUGCUUGGCAUUAGCUGUCUCGCGCGGCAGGCUUCACUCUAAUAACCGUCCGUAGAUGCUGCCAUGACAGCUCUCACCUCGAGGGAAGCACGAGUUGAAAAAGUUGCAGUUUGCUGCCGCGUGGGAUCGAAGUGAGCGAGGGGGACGUUUGGGGACACCGACUGAGGGGAGCGGAUCAAAACGUUACACCAAAAUGGCAACCCCCUAUGUUACAGAUGAAUCUGUCAUCCCAUGACCCUUCAGAUUUAUCUUGACACCUUGGAGGGGUUCGACCCUCAGGUUGGGAACAACUGGGCUAAUAUAUCGAGAGAUAUUGAAUGGAUAGCUACCAAGGGAAAUACAUUGCUGCCACUCAGCGACCUGAUGGAACAUGGAGGAGGCCGAGGCGGGUGAAGGAUGGUUAUGUCCCUCAGGAAGAAGUACCAGUCUAUGAAAACAAGUAUGUGAAGUUUUUCAAGAGCAAACCAGACCUGCCACCUGGGAUGAAUCCGUCCGAGUCAGCUCCGCCAAAGCAGCAGCAGCAAAAGAUCCCCGGUUGCGGGGACAGUGAGACAGCCGGACUCUCAAAGUCUGCCAAACGCAACAUGAAACGUAAAGAAAAACGAAAGCAGCAGCAGCACCAGGGCCAGGAUGGCGAUGAGGAAGAUGCGGAUGUGGACUCGGUGAGCAAUGCUGUCGAGAACGUGUCCAUUUCUGAGGGCGGCGAGUCUUCAAACAAGACGGCUGCGACGGUUUCUGUCUCGUCUCCCGAUGAUUCCUCAGCGGCAGCAGCUGAAAAGGCCAAGAAGAUUAAAAACCUGAAAAAGAAGCUGCGACAAGUUGAGGAUUUGAAGCAGAAAGUGGACUCAGGGGAAAUUAAAGAGCCAACAAAGGAUCAAUUGGAAAAGCUGGGUCGUGUACUGGCCUUACGAGAUGAGUUACAGCAGCUCGAGAGUGAUUCUUGAAGCAAUAAUGGAAAACAGAAGAGUCGGAUAGACUAAACAUACAAACUACAUACUGAAAGACAGGGAAGGGACCAUUGCAGCUUUGUGAUCAUGGCUUCCAUUAAACAUAUUCUACCUAUUUGAUAUUCAUUAUGAACUUCGGAAGUGAACACAGUCCCAGCACCUUUCAAGCAGAGACUGACAGGAAGUCUACGUAGCAGGCACCACAUCUUCAGAACUGACAAGCCUGUUUUCUAGAUUCAGAUCUCUAGAUACUAUUAUGACUCCUGCUCAUAUACUUGUAUUGGCCAGGCCACUCAUUUAUAAAUAUCUUUUAAAGACAUCAUUGUGAAUUGUUUUGUGCGCGUCUGUCCUUUCCAUUUUGUACCUUUCAUGGCAUCAGGCAUCACUUACACAUGAAAUGGAAAAAGUAUUUUCUGUUUAAUAUAGUUUGUUGAUCUGUCUGCUCGAAGAAUUAACACAAGAUUUUUGUCAAUGAUUGGAUGGCUUCUUGUAGUCACACUAAUGUUGAGGAACUGUCUAUACAGUCAUUACAUUAAUUAAAACUACAUGCUGCGUAAAAUGUUUAUCUCAUAUUGGUUUUUAGUAGUAGAGUGAACAAGUACUCUAUGAGUAGCCUGAAUAACUGGGAAAUUAUUUUGAAAGGUAGGACGUAAAUUCUUAGAAAAACAUCUAUAUUUUGGUGUCAUUGGAUAUUUUGGAAACAAGUUAUACACUUAAAGGAUAAGGCUGGUGAUAUUGUAUAUUUUUCUUAUUGUCAACAAAUCCCAUAAAAUGACCCAAACCAACAAUGAACUGAUCCUACCAACAAGUAUUGUCUCUGUAGUUAAAGCCUGAUAUAUCGUAUUCCUCUCUGCCACAGAGCGCCAUUGUUGUCUAAAAACUAUUAAAAAUGCAUCAAUGAGCCA